UCACGGCCAGCUUGCGGAGGUCGGAGUUCAAUUGCCCCGGGAAGCGGAGGCAGCAGGUCACUCCGCUCAUCGUGGUCGAGAUCAGCUAGGGUUAGUGAGCUUGAGGGUUCUGAAGCAGAUAUCGUACAGAGCUUCAUUGUCAAGCACCAUACACUCAUCGGCAUUCUCAACCAGCUGGUGAACAGAGAGAGUAGCAUUGUAAGGCUCCACCACGGUGUCAGACACCUUGGGCGACGGGAAGACGGAGAAGGUCAGCAUCAUUCGAUCCGGGUACUCUUCCCUGAUCUUGGAGAUCAACAACGUCCCCAUCCCAGAUCCCGUCCCUCCUCCCAAAGAAUGGCACACCUGAAACCCUACACCAAUUUUCCCCCCAAUAAUCAUGGUUGUUAAGCACAAGUAAAACGAAAUUCAGUGCCUGCUGACAUUGUUGGAUCGUGCGCGCUCAAUUGUCAAAGCUAGAUCACCGCAAUGUCCCAACUUUGUAAAUUCGAAACGCAAGUUCGAUCCAGUGAUUGGCAACAAAUCCAACAGCGUCAACAUGGAUGGAUUGAGGCAAAUGUGGAUUGUGUAGAGUUUGAAUUUGUGUAAUGGCGUUACCUUGGAGGCAAUCACAAUUCUCGGCUUCCUUGCGGACG
This is a messenger RNA of Linum tenue, 635 nucleotides long. Lineage: Eukaryota; Viridiplantae; Streptophyta; Magnoliopsida; Malpighiales; Linaceae. The record is from the annotation of a GenBank genome assembly.